UGCUUUGUUUCCUCCUUUAUUUUGGUUGGCUCUAAUUUUUAUCGGGUCUGUGUAAUGUUUAACAUCUCUAAUUAAGCAGAAGAUGAUGAAGCAGUAUAAGUAGCAGCGUGGAAAACAGCAUGGUCAUCUGAAUGCAACGGGGCUUCUGAUUUUAAUAAUUUGAAAAGAAGAUGAAGUGUCUCCUGUGCCUGUGUUUACUCCUUGCUGUUCUUUGUGCUGUAACCCAUUGCUGCCCUGAAGACAUUUGCCAUGAAGUCAACAAUACCAAUCUGCAGGAUGGAAGAGAAAAUUUAUUAACAUAUAGCUGUGACAAGAAAGGCUCUAACUAUGCAGAUUUUGUAUUUAGGUUUUACAAGCAGGCUUCAUUAAAAGAAGCUGAUAAAAACGUGUUCUUUUCUCCUGUGAGCAUUUCAACUGCCUUUGCCAUGCUGGCUGUUGGUGCUAAAUCAACCACUCUGUCUCAGAUUUUUGAAGGACUGGGCUUUGAUGACCUAACUGAGACUCGCAUAAAUGAUGUACAUGAAAGUUUUCACAAAGUUUUGUCAGUACUGAACUGUGCUGAUGUUAAUAUCACAUUAAAUAUAGGGAAUGCCCUUUUUACAGCUACUGGGUAUGAACCACAGGAGUCAUUUUCGCAAAAUACUAAAAAAUUUUAUAAUGCAGAUUUUUUCUCCAGUGAUUUUCAUAAACCAGAAGAAGCUACAAGGCAAAUCAAUAAAUAUGUAGAGGAGAAAACCAAGGGGAAAAUUCCUGAAUUAGUUGAUCAUCUUGAUCCAAGUACUGUACUGGUUCUUGUUAACUAUAUUUACUUUAAAGCUGCCUGGGAAAAGUCUUUUGAUCCUUUGCAUACAUAUGAGGAUGAUUUUUUUGUGAACCCAAAUGCAUCUGUUAGAGUCAACAUGAUGCAGCGUGAUGGUAUCUCAACCUUUUACUACGACCACGAUCUCUCCUGUGUGGUGGUAGAACUGCCUUACCAGGGCACUGCACGAGCACUGCUUAUUCUGCCUGAUGAUGGAAAGAUGAAGCAAGUGGAAGAUGCUCUUUCCAAGGAAACAGUUUGUAAAUGGGAUAGCAAACUUGUGACCAGGAGAUUAAAACUGCAGUUACCAAAGUUUUCUAUUAGUGGGUCUUACGAUGUUAAAACCCUGUUUGAGCAAAUGGGUAUUACUGAAGUGUUCUCAGAUAAUGCUGAUCUGUCUGGAAUUAGUGGCAACCACAAUCUCAAGGUUUCACAAGCAGUUCACAAGGCCUUGCUGGAAGUUGAUGAGGCUGGAACUGAAGCUGCAGGAGCCACUGCCAUAAUCUUUACCAGACUUUCCUAUACUCCUACCAUCAAAUUCAACAGGCCUUUCCUUAUUUUGAUCUCUGACAAACAAACUGGCACCACGCUUUUCAUGGGGAAAAUCGUUGAUCCUACUAAGGAGUAAUCGCUGGGUUAUUCGGCACACUGAUCUUGGCUACGGGUUAUAAUGGCUACAGUGUUUGCAGUUUUGGCUAGGUAGUGCUGCUAACUAGUCUCUGAUUGAGGGAUAUUCAGAAGUAAAUGAGAAAUUUUCUUAUCAAAUUAAUUUUAAAAAAUUGUAAAAAAUCACCAUAAACUGACACUUUUAAAAUAUAACAUUUUCCCCAGUUGAAUAAUUGUAUUGGGUUUGCAUGGCAAGGUUUUGGUAGUGGGGGCCUGUAGGGUGCCUAUAGGGGUGGCUUCAAUAAGAAACUGCCAGAAGCUUCCCUCAUAUCAGACAGUCAAUGCCAGCCCGCUCCAAGAUGGAUCUGCUGCUGCUGAAGGCUGAGCCAGUCAGGAAUGAUAGUAACACCUCUGUGGUAACAUAUUUGAGAAGGGAAUAAAGGUUAUCCUCAAUGAACCUGUUCUUUUUCACAUGUUCCAGCUCUUUGCCUAGGACAUCUUAAGAAAUCAUUGACAAAAAAGAAAGAGAAUAAUCCCUAAAACAAUAGACUUAUUCUGAUGUAGUUCUUAUUGCAAGUGCCUCUUUGCACUCCACAAGGCUGGCAAAAAACUUUAAGAGACAGUAACAUUAGGCAUAGCAUAAACUGUUAAAGAAUUGUCUGUGAAAAAACAUCAUUCAUGAAUAAUAGAUCAGCUGUGGAUGAUCAGUAAAAUAUAUAAUGUAAUUUAAAUAUAUCACUUAAGGAAUUACUCCAGUCUCUUUUACCAUUAUAUACAUCUCUUAAAAACAACAAACAUCUUUAGUCAUUCUUACUAACAUAGCAGAUAUCAGUAAAAUAUAUCUUAAAGCUGUUAAAUGAGUGCAGCUUUUCUCAUAUGGAAAUUGCAAUUCUUCAUGAUUGC
Passer montanus (Eurasian tree sparrow) is the source of this 2308-nucleotide messenger RNA. Its product is annotated as serine protease inhibitor 2.1-like. Gene Ontology annotation, molecular function: serine-type endopeptidase inhibitor activity. Bases 171 to 1427 code for a protein of 418 amino acids. Lineage: Eukaryota; Metazoa; Chordata; Aves; Passeriformes; Passeridae. Gene Ontology annotation, biological process: negative regulation of endopeptidase activity. The transcript has 5 exons. The record is from RefSeq and is a predicted model, not a curated record.